Molecule: messenger RNA, 747 nt
Organism: Meloidogyne enterolobii
Lineage: Eukaryota; Metazoa; Nematoda; Chromadorea; Rhabditida; Meloidogynidae
Source: the annotation of a GenBank genome assembly
AUGACAAAGGCAUCAUCAAAAGGUCAACUUCCAUUUAUCGAACUUAAUGGAAGGCAAUUUGCGGACAGCAAUUUUAUUAUUGACCAUUUGAAAAGUCAUUUUAAAUUAACAAUAGACGAAAAUUUGAGUGACCGGGAAAAGGCUGAUGCUCGAGCAUUUACUCUUCUUAUUGAGGAGUCGCUUUUUAGAUGUUUGAUGUAUGAUCGAGCAAAAAGUUUUGGAUGGUUAGCAACAGAUAAGGGUAUUUUGCCUUUGCAAGCUCUCCAAAAAUUCUUUUUCCAAAAAAUUCUUCUCAAACAAUUGGAGAAACGAUUAAAGAAUCAAUUACAUGCACAAGGUUAUGGACGUCAUUCCCCUGAGGAAAUUGAAGACAUUGCAAAGAAGGAUUUGACAGCAUUGUCUACACUUCUUGGGGAAAAGUCUUUUAUGUUUGGUGAUAUUCCGUCAACUUUGGAUGCAACAGCUUUUGGUCUUUUAGUUCAAUUUACUGAUGCUCCAAUGAAUUCCGAUAAAAUUAAAACUUUUAUGGAACAGAAUACACCAAAUUUAGUUGAAUUUGUUAAGCGAAUCAAAGAGCGUUAUUGGCCAGAUUGGACGCAACUUUGUGAGACUUUGGCGCUCAAUCCUGAGGAUAUUAAAAAGGAAGAGGAGCAAAAGAAGGAAGAAAAUAAGGAAGUGGAGAAUGCUGAGACUCCAACCGCUGCUGUACAACAACCAACGGAGACUGCUGUGCCUACUCAGGCUUAA